CUCAAGGCGUUCGAAUCGAGCAAAAAAUGAGCGCAAAAAUCGAGGAGGCUAACGAAUGUAAUGGUGAAAAAGCUUUAGCAAGAACAAAGAGAAAAACCGAAGCAGAAGCUUCUGAAAAUGUUUCAAGAGCAAAGCGGCGUGAAAAAGCAGAUCAAGAGGGGACCUCUACCGGAUCUUCUCUCCCAAAAACACCCACAACUAUAUUUUCCCUGAACACCUAUUGCUGGAAUACUAUAUUGUCUUAUCUUUGUUUGAGUGACCAACUAAGACUUGCUGCCUCAAAUCGAUAUAUAAAAACACAUUGCGAAUCUUUACGACAUACGUAUAGACACGUUAAUGAAAGCGUCACAAAUACGCUAGAUAAAGACGAAUUACACCACUUGCUGGAACUCAUCAAUGAAAAUGUUAUCAGCUAUGAGUCAUCGCUGGAUUCUCAGACCGAUGGGGGAGAGCAUUUGUGGAUGUUGCGAACGUACUGUCCCAAUUUGCGGCAUCUCAAAAUGAAUUUUCGACGCCCCAGAGGGCACGAUCUAAAACAAUUGAAAAGUCUUACAUCUCUGCACGCCCGUCUUUAUUUUAGAGAUCCGAUACAAUGUAAAGAGUUCGCUCUUAGCCUAAUGGAACUGCCGCAGCUUAAGAAACUAACGCUGGGGUGGACGCACAAUGGGAGCGGGCUGCAUGUUCUGGAGGAUCUCGAAUAUCUGGAUAUUACGAACUGUUCUGCAUUCGAUGACGAAUGCUUGGCACUGUGCUUCCUGAAAAUGAAGAAACUGGGCACCCUCAUAACAUUCUAUACCUCGGACCACUUUGGAAAUAUUGUGAAAAACUGUCGCAGUCUGGAAAGAUUGGUCUUUCGCACGUCAAAUGAACCCGAUGUCAUCUGCCAGCUGCCCAGAUUGAAACAUUUGGAGAUGUGGAAACGGUACUGCCCAAAGCCUAGUUUCAUCGAGGGACUUAUCCAAAGAACUGGUACUCCGCUAGAAACUCUCAUUCUGGCGGGACACGAUUUAAGAUCUGAGCAGCUAAAUCAUGUCUGUGAAAUUUCUUCGCUCCGGGAACUUGGCGUGGAGUGUGAAACUGUUCCCUUGAGAUGUCUGUCAAGGCUGAAGAAUCUGGAAAUCCUUCACCUCACUAUGCUAAAAAUUACCAAUCAGGAUUUGCUGGCGCUUCUUGAGGACUGUCCGCUCUUAACCAUUCUAAAUGUGCAGUGGUGCAGUUUGGUCACGAAGGAUUUUGUCUUGGAUGCCAUUCAGUUGUAUAGUCACAGAAAGAUAAAAAUAUAUCUAUAUAGUUCAUCUGUUAAAUGGGAAGAAAUCCCUUUACACCCAAGAGACAAAAAGUUAAUUAAAAUUACUGGGGAAUAUUUAAAGCGAUUCUAUCUUUAAGUAACAAGAACUUAAAUUAGUUAUUUUUAAGUUGUAAAACACAUUUUAUUACGAGUUAUUUGUAUAAUUUUAUCUACUCAAAUAUGUAGCAGAUUUCAAGUAGUUUUUUCUAAGAUACUGCCAUUAAUUAAAGUGCGAACAAAAUCCGGCAUUUAUUAAUGUCAUUAGUUUUGUAUUUAUUAUCAUUCAGCAUAUA
Molecule: messenger RNA, 1581 nt
Organism: Drosophila gunungcola (fruit fly)
Lineage: Eukaryota; Metazoa; Arthropoda; Insecta; Diptera; Drosophilidae
Exons: 1
Coding region: 27-1385 (452 amino acids)
Source: RefSeq, a predicted model, not a curated record